AUGGAUUGUGGAGUUCCGGAGUUUGGAGGACCUAUGAGGCUGGAGGGGGCCUUGGUGGACAGAGCAUCAGGCCUGGGAUCUCAGCAGACUCCCGGGGGUCCAAACGUUUCUUCACUCGAGGUCAGAGGUGACACCUGCCUUAUAAAAACCUCCCUGGUUCAGGGUUCCUCACCAGUGCUGCUGCCUCCACACUUCUGUGCAUUGAGGGGUGAAUGUGAAGUUGGGGAGAUGACGAAGCUGGAAGACCACCUGGAGGGAAUCAUCAACAUCUUCCACCACUACUCCAUUCGGGUGGGGCAUUAUGACACCCUCAAAAAGUGUGAGCUGAGACAGCUGAUCACAAAGGAACUUCCAAAUGCCCUCAAGAACACCAAAGACCAACCUUCCAUUGACAAACUAUUCCAAGAGCUGGAUGCUGAUAAAGAUGCACAGAUCACCUUUGAGGAAUUCGUAGUCCUGGUGUCCAGGGUGCUGCAGACUGCCCAUGUGGCUAUCCACAAAGAGUAGAAGCUCUGAUGGGCUCUUCCCAGCCAUGUCCCCAAGAAGACUUUCCCUUCUCCUCACCGAAGUCUGCCUUGCCUGAAAGAAGCGAGAGUUAAUAAAAGUACCC
Kogia breviceps (pygmy sperm whale) is the source of this 610-nucleotide messenger RNA. RefSeq names its product S100 calcium binding protein A12 (gene S100A12). Gene Ontology annotation, molecular function: RAGE receptor binding; calcium-dependent protein binding; calcium ion binding. Gene Ontology annotation, cellular component: cytoplasm. Lineage: Eukaryota; Metazoa; Chordata; Mammalia; Artiodactyla; Physeteridae. The record is from RefSeq and is a predicted model, not a curated record. Gene Ontology annotation, biological process: positive regulation of canonical NF-kappaB signal transduction; antimicrobial humoral immune response mediated by antimicrobial peptide.